GCAUCUCUUUAUACGUUUCUUUCCUUCUCAGCGCUCUUCUCGCAAAAACGCUUAUACCAGUCGACAUUCAAGAACAAAAACAACCAUGAGGAUUUCUGCUUACUCAGUGACCGCAAGUGUAGCGGUCUUAUCUGCCACCGUAUUCGCGUAUCCCGCGCUCUACAAGCGCGUUGCAGACGGGGCCAAUGUGUUCUCUUGCUUCGCGACAGCGUUGGUGACAGGCACUUGGUCUACCGACUGUGCAGCAGCUAGCGCGGUCGAUGUAGGGAUCAUUCAGCGGGUCAAUGUGAAAGACCUGCUUAUUGAUUUCACCGCCGAUGAUCCUCGCACGUUGGGUCUGUCCUCGACAGGUCUCUCUGCGAAGUUGAUCUCGGUCCCUGGGAUCAAAUGGCCGGUAAAGGACACGGCUCAGCAUGUUACUAUUGUUGACAACGGCAAUGCGAUUGCCACUUUCGAUACCCCAACGUCCGCGGCAUCCGUCACCGAUGGCACCCUCUCCAGCGUCGUCGGCAACUCCGCUCUCAAGAUCCCUCCCGGCCAAGAGGACAACUUCUCGGCCUUCAUCUCCGCUCUCGUCAGCCAGCCUUCAUACGCUUUUGUCCUCCAAGGCUCCGUUGACGCCACACUCUCCGUCUCAACCCCGGCUAGUCCCUCCCUCAGCGGUAUGGCCCCCUCUCCCCUUGAAAAGACCUUCGCUGUCUCGAACGUAGGAUUCAAGUCCCCCAUCACCCUUGCCGCCUGCAACAAUUUCCCUCAAGUCCAGUAUCUGAGCCAGGCCAGUUUCACCCACGACGCUGCCACGGGCGAGUUCACACUCACAUCCUUGAUCAACAUUCAUAAUCCUUCACAGCUCGUUCUAAAGUUAGGCGAUAUCCGCUUCAACACGAUCGACAAAGCAGGCCAGGUCGUGGGCGUGACCAUGCUCAAAGACCUAGAGCUGUUGAUGGGCGACAACAAAGUCGUCGCGAUUACGACUUCGAUGAACGCGGAGGCAUAUAAUACGAUUACGACUACAGGGGAUACAUAUACGCUCGUUGGAUUCGAGAGCUCGUCCGCGAACCCAAUCUUGGCAAAGGGACUCUUGUCCUUCAAGACCCAAGUUGUGGUGCCAAAACUGGAUCCUACCCGAUUUGACACAAAGCCAAAGAGAAUGAAGAUCUCAGCAUUCACCUUGGCAGCAAGUGCUGUGGCCCUGUCUUCCACUGCUUUGGGUUUGCCGCCCCUAAUCAAGCGCGCAAGCAAUAAAGCAGCUGUUGUUACGUGCUUCGUGCAACUCUUCACUUCUCAAAGCCUGUCUCCUGCGUGCUCCGAGACUGUCCGGGAUGAUGUUGGACUGGUCCAGUCUGUGGACAUCAACAACUUGGCCCUGUCAUUCGCACCCGACGAGUCUAUCACUUUGUCGUCCACAGACCUUAAAGUCAGCUUACUCGCCUUCCCCAGGUUCAGCGUUCCCAUUACAAAGGCCAAGCAACAUGUGACCAUCGUCGACAACGGUAUCGACAUCGCCCGCUUUGACAGCUCCGAAGCUCCUACCACACUCAAAGGAACCUCCCUCUCCACAACCCUCCUGCCCUGUCUCGUCACCGUGUACCCACAGGCGACCGACAACUUCAUCGACUUUGUCACCUCCAUCUUCUUCAACCUCACACACACCUUCCAGCUCAAAGGGACCGUUGACGCAACUGUGGCCAUCUCCCCUCCUACCCCAAGCUCCUCACCAUUCGGUGGUAUCGUACCCCAGCUGCCCUCUAAGGAAAUUUCCUUCACCAACGUCGGUUUCUCGUCCAAUGUCACACUCAGAGGGGUCAGCGGUAUCUCCCGUGUCGAGUUUGUCAAGUCCAUCAGUCUCGUCCAGGACCCCGCCACCGGCGGGUUCACGCUUACCUCCAUCAUGGGUUUCAAGAACCCGUCGGCCUUGACAUUCGGUCUGGGUGAUAUCCAUUUCCAGACAGUGGAUACGGCCACGGGUGUGAUGGUCGGGAUGACAGUUUUGAAGGACUUUAAGCUGGUUCCUGGUCAGAAUGAGUUUACGGCGGUAAUGACCUCGGUGAGUAAGGAUGUGUAUAUGGCCUUGACGACGGUAGGGGCCGCAUUGGCGUUGAAUGGAUCCGCGACGGAGUCAUCAAGGAAUCCAAUUAUUGCGCGCGUGAUCGCGAAAUUGGACAUUGCGGUCAAGAUCCCGAAGCUGAGUGCGAGCGCUUAAGGCGGAAGGAUGACGAUGUGUUAUCAAAACGGAUUGACGAGGGGGAAGACGCGCGAAGAAGAAGAUCUGCACACUAGAUAUGCAUUUUCUGAGAUUAAUGAGAAGCCCUUCCCCCCUUCCCCCCCUCUCUCUCUCCUUCCCUUCCUUCUAUUUUAUCGACUUUAAUUUUUUCUUUUCCGAUCGGCAUUCCAAUUCCAUAGUUCAUCCAUGUAAAAAUGGACCAUCGACUGAGAAUGUCGUUAAGCAGUAAAGCAUUUUCUGAGGCUGCAUUUUUUUUGUGCGACCAUGAGAA
This is a messenger RNA of Gamsiella multidivaricata, 2495 nucleotides long. RefSeq lists its product as uncharacterized. The coding region runs from base 86 to 2203 and encodes 705 amino acids. The transcript has 9 exons. NCBI's taxonomy places the organism in Eukaryota, Fungi, Mortierellomycota, Mortierellomycetes, Mortierellales, Mortierellaceae. The record is from RefSeq and is a predicted model, not a curated record.